UCACUUAUUUAUGGAGUCACUAGAGUAAACUUACUGAGGUGUAUGUGUUGGUUGGCUUGGAUACACUUCAAUGCAAACCUAUUUAGGGAAAGGGUUUGGUCAAUAGAGUUGAAAAGUUUCGUCUAUUUGGUGCUGUGAAUUUGCAUACGAAGUGGGUUUGUUGCCACGCAGUUCAGGCUAACGUUUCAGCUUUUAGUACAUCUUAACUGUCAAGAAGUGAAACGCUUAUGGGACAGAUUAUCUGCUGUUUUCAAGGAAAAGUUGAAAAUGUGAACGAGCAGAGACCAGUGUUCCAACAUCCAGCAGCAGUCAUUCUGGCGUCAAGUGAUCUUGAGGAGAACCUAUUGCCCCAACCUCAGUCCCAACCUCAGCCCCAACCUCAAGUUCAACCUCAAGAACAUCAGCCAAGUGAGAAUGCUGCGCCGCAACGAACUAUAAAUUUCACAGAGGUCAAGAUAGUCAACGGCACAUUCCCAACCAAACCACUAGAACGACCUGUUGCAAUAGAAACAGAAAGACCCAGCGAUGCAGAGAAAUCAGAUAACGGAGUGACGCGAAAACCGAUUGUACCACCAGUUGAUGAUACUGAAAAUACCAACUCAACAAAUAACUUUAGUCUAAUGAGAGAACAGGAACAAGGAUCAUAUUCACCAGAUAUACAACCGGACAGUUUUUCAUAUAUCGACGCAGAUGACAGCACCGAACCAUAUAACUCAACGCACGAUAUGUUUCCAAAAGAACACGGAUCUCCGAUGAAGGCCUCGUCGUUACAAUCUUGUAGCACAGCAAAGGGCGAAUCGAUGGAGUUGCAGCAAACGGAGGAUUUUCGACCCGACUCAAACUUUACUGAAAUGGCUUCACCAAGUCCAGCAGAACAACGUCGUCGUCCAGAUACAAUGAAUCUAGGACACCUUCGUUGCCCAGAAAAUAUUUCUAUGCAAACUUUAAAUCACGAAUCAACGGACGUUUGAUCAGAGAAAAUAAAAUCGCCAGCAUAAACAUUCUUUUAAUGUAUUUUUCACCGUUUUCUUCUGUUUUGAUAAAAUCAAGCUAAGAGCAGUUA
This is a messenger RNA of Ciona intestinalis (vase tunicate), 1063 nucleotides long. Lineage: Eukaryota; Metazoa; Chordata; Ascidiacea; Phlebobranchia; Cionidae. The record is from RefSeq and is a predicted model, not a curated record.